UGUUGUGCAUUGCAUGUGUGCAAUUGCAUGUUCUCUGUUGUACAGCCAGCCAAUUUGCUUUGUCAUUUAAAUUAUGUGACAUCGAAAAAUGAAAUAGUGGAUUCUUUUCAAAUUUGAACUCUUAACAGGAGUUAUAUUUUGUUAGAUUUUAUAGAAAGGCUGCUGUUUGUAAUUUUGUGAAACACAAUGCCUAAAAAGACCACAAAGAAGAAUGCAUUUUAUUUCUUCAUGAGAGAAAUGAAAGAGAAAGAGGCAGCUAAAGGAUACAAUAUAUCAAUGAAUGACAUGGCAACCUUUGCGCAUCCUCUGUGGAGUAAGUUAUCUUUGCCAGAAAAAGAAGUAUACGAAGUGAUGGCUAAAAAAUAUAACAAUGAUCCAAACUUAAGAGGUGGCAGAUUAGCUUCUGAUGGAACAAGGAUUGAAGAUAACAUGAGGGAAAAAGAAGAAGAAGAACAAAAGUUAAAUGCAAUGGUCCAAGGAAUUCAGAGGUUCUGUAAUGCUGAUACUUUUACAACUGAGCAGUUCAAAGAAAUAACUUCCAGAAAGGUUAUUUACUUUCUUUCCUUUAAUAUUUUAUGCCAUCAUCAAGAAACAGAAACUUACAUACCUAUAGAAGUAGGCUUGAUAGAAUACUCCAUUCAACAUGGAAUUCACAGAGAAUAUCAUAAAAUUUUACAUCCAGGUUCCAUUCCAAUAGGUUAUGCUGGUAAAGCUAAACAGCUGAGUGAAGAUAAGCAUCAGAUUAGUGUUUUUGGUGAAGUGGGUGCCGAAAGGGAUAUGGUUGCAGUAUAUAAUGAUAUUCUUCAAUUCACUACAACUCACAGGGAUGAUGAAUACCCUCCAGUUUUUUGUCUUUCAAGUGAAAUGGAAGUUACGAUAGGGUGCUUGGAUUGGCUGGCUCAUAAAGCUAAAAGGAAGAAUGAGUUUGAUGUGUGGGAUGCUUCUUACUUGUUGUUAAUACUACGUAAUGCAACCGGUGCACCUCUGCCGUCUGUGAUCAUUGCUGAGGAUUUAUUGACAAAAAGUACUUUUGAUUUUCAUGCUGAUACUAGGUGCCCAUUUCAUGAAGAAAAAGAUAGUGUCUAUUGUGCUUUAGGAUAUUCAAAACGUCUUUGUUUCUUGCUGUCUGAUGCUGUAGCUCCUUAUUUUGAUGUUGAAUUGACUGAGAAGCAUCUUCCCUGUAUGGCUAAUGAAGUAAAAGAAUAUAGAAUUACUGUUGGAAAUGAUCGAUCAAGACCUAUUACUGGUGCUGGCGCAGGUUUCAACCGUCCUUUAAGAUUAGACAACCCCACAAAUUAUUAUGAAAAUGAAGAUGAGAAUGAAGAAAACAAAUUUGUUACUGUGCAAAGCAGAGCUCCUCCUAAAGUUGAAAAAAGGGAAGAUAGACAACCUGUUGCACUUUGCUUGGCUGAAGAAAUGCAAAGACUGAAAUUAAAUAUUACUCCUGCCACAGUUCCUGGCCAUGGCAUAGGAAGAGGAUUAAGAAGAAAGAAUUAACAAAUGGCCAUUGGGGGAAAGAUGAAUGUUUCUAGAUGUCAACCUCAAAUGGCAAAGUGUGACCAAGUUAAAGAAAAAUUGGCCCUAUUGUGUUCUAAAGAAUUGACUUAUACUGUGUUUUUAUUAAGUUGUCAUCUAAAUCAUUGUUUGAAGCAUAUUUUUGUGUGCCUUUUAUCUUCCUCACUUUUUAAACAUUUUCAUUUAAUAAUAUCCAUUUUAUACCAUACAUUAAAUCAAUGUUCUUUUCUAACAAUUAGACGGACAGAUCAACAACAAUUCUUUUUUGUCUGUAAUUUUAUGUUGUAAGGUAAUAUUUUGGCUGUAGUGACUAAAAUGUAAUUUCAUUUAAGUCUUAUCAUAAGUAUGAAAUAGGUAGCAUUUUGUAUAUUUCAAUAUUGUUGUGAUUGAAGUUUGAAAAUUUAUUGCAAGAAUGUUUGCAAGUGUUUGUAUUUGACUGCAAUGAAACUGAUGUUAUUCAACACUCAAUUUUUGAGCAUCAUCAAGCGUCAAACUGGAUUAAGAAACACAUCUUAUGAGAAUGUAAAUAAGAUAUUCCUAUUCGUUUGUGUCAGGUUUAAAUUUUCAUGUCAAUAAGGAAAUGAGCUUACUAUUUGUAAAUAUACUGUAUAUUUUCUCUUUUUUUUUUUGUUUGCCAGCAUUAUAUAAUCCCCCCCCCCCCUUUCUCAACUUAAAAGGGCACAUAAUUUAUAAUUUAAGUCUUAAUUCAAAGUACUGCUAAUUAUUUUCAACAAUUUGAUUAAAAACGAGUUGUUUUAUUUUUGUAAUUAAAGAUAAAGGGCUAAUAUUAAUUGAUUAAAUUUUUUGUAGAACUAAAGUUCGGGGGGUGCAAAAAUGGCAUGUGAACUGUGAUAAACAAUGUAUCCCUAUUCAACAAUUCAUGCUUUCGAAUGUUAUUGGUCUGGAAAUUUCAUCCAACUUUUUUCUGUCAUCUCAUUGUAAUUUGUGUAUUCCUUUUCAUUUUCUUUAUUUCAUUCAACUAUUUUCAUAUGCUUAUUAAAAACUUCAAGUGUUUUAUUUUUAAACAAGAAAUUAAUGUCCUGAUUUUCUGUAACAGAUAUGAUUUUAAAUUUCAAUAAAUCA
This is a messenger RNA of Uloborus diversus, 2598 nucleotides long. Its product is annotated as protein maelstrom homolog. Gene Ontology annotation, cellular component: P granule; nucleus. Lineage: Eukaryota; Metazoa; Arthropoda; Arachnida; Araneae; Uloboridae. The coding region runs from base 187 to 1497 and encodes 436 amino acids. Gene Ontology annotation, molecular function: sequence-specific DNA binding. The transcript has 12 exons. Gene Ontology annotation, biological process: piRNA processing; regulation of miRNA-mediated gene silencing; male meiotic nuclear division. The record is from RefSeq and is a predicted model, not a curated record.